Aspergillus neoniger CBS 115656 is the source of this 1330-nucleotide messenger RNA. RefSeq lists its product as uncharacterized. The coding region runs from base 124 to 993 and encodes 289 amino acids. The transcript has 2 exons. Lineage: Eukaryota; Fungi; Ascomycota; Eurotiomycetes; Eurotiales; Aspergillaceae. The record is from RefSeq and is a predicted model, not a curated record.
CAGCCCGACAUCCCUCCUUGCUACCGACUACUACCCUUUUCAUCACGCACGCCUGUAUUUACUGAACCUCUUUCUGAGAAACAAUCAAAUCAUUAGAUUACAUGGUCCUAACCCUAGCCAACCAUGGAACACCCGCCUCCAUCUCAUUACGAUGAGUUAUCCCCUCCUUCCUCGGUAGCGGGCCAGAUCUGGGACAUGGCGCUCACGGACCCCGACUAUGCCUCCCAUAUCCUUGACUCCAACGACACCGCCGCUCCCGUCUCCGCGCGUCUCACAAGACUAGCCCAUCUGGCAUCCCACUUCAAUCCGACCUCCAAAUCCGACUCCAUGACCCUUCACCACUGUCUCGAGACCCUCGAGUCCCUGCUGGACCCACGCCCAGCCUUGACGCAAGAGCUCGCCCGAUGCCGUCCUAUAAGCCAUUCCCGACAGUCCAACUCCAUCGCUUCCAUCUCCACGGCCGACUCCCAAGAUUUGGGUAAUUCUGUCGCUUCGCUCGAAGAGAUGUCACACCCUCCUCUCAAGGAUAUCUUGAGAGAGGUUACGACACUCAAAGUGGAAUUCGACCGUCGUCGCAAGGAGUCGUCCGAGAUAUAUGAGUUGCUCACACGAGAACGCGAAACACUAGCCCGGAAGAUCGGCGAACUAGAUGAUGAAAUUCACGAACUAAAUACAGACAUCCUCGAAGACACCGCUGAGCGGGAAGCGAUCCAAGGCACGAUACGAGGGCUCGAGAGUUGGGUGGAUGAAUGGCACAAACAGCGCCUAUUGAUUGCCGCUAAGAAACAGAGUGCUGCCUCACGGCGAAAUGGCCAACGAAGAUGGACGAAAUGCAAAGUCGAAGAGGUCGAGGGCGACGGCGAAGCCCUGUUUGAAGGAAUAACGGCAUGGAUGCGAGGAUGGAAGGACGUCGAGGAGGUUUUUCGCAUCCGAGAGCAGAAUCGCACUUUGAGAAGGGAAGAAAGACAGAAGACACGGGCAAAAUACGUAUAAAAUGAAUUUUCGGCAGGAAUGGGACGCUGGUCGAUAAGGACGAAGGCGGGAAUGAGAUAUUGUGAUUGGGUAUCAAGCGUAUCAUCCCACACCGCAGCGGAUGAGAAAGCUGCUGAAUCAUUCGCCUGAAGACCGAGCUUAGGGCGAUCACUGAUCGAUCUGUCCGAGAAGAAAUGGUACAGUGCAAGAAAGUAAAGGGCAAAGAGAAAGAAGUCAAUGAAGCCACCGUAACCAUGUAGAGUUGCCAACCACCACCGCGUUUUUCCUGAAGACCCAAGCUGCGCCGUUUAGUAUGGUCUAAUCCAAAAUCAUGAAGGUAGAACUAGAGAUUAUGGUA